Cherax quadricarinatus is the source of this 1217-nucleotide messenger RNA. The record is from RefSeq and is a predicted model, not a curated record. NCBI's taxonomy places the organism in Eukaryota, Metazoa, Arthropoda, Malacostraca, Decapoda, Parastacidae.
UCAUUGACACGCCACCAGCCAGCCAACCAGAGUGCCAUUAGUACCUGAUUGACACUGUGUCAGCUACCAGACAGUAAGCCAGAGUGCCAUCAACACCUGAUUGACACUGUGUCAGCUACCAGACAGUAAGCCAGAGUGCCAUCAACACCUGAUUGACACUGUGUCAGCUACCAGACAGUAAGCCAGAGUGCCAUCAACACCUGAUUGACACUGUGUCAGCUACCAGACAGUAAGCCAGAGUGCCAUCAACACCUGAUUGACGCUGUGUCAGCUACCAGACAGUAAGCCAGAGUGCCAUCAACACCUGAUUGACACUGUGUCAGCUACCAGAUAGUAAGCCAGAGUGCCAUCAACACCUGAUUGACACUGUGUCAGCUACCAGACAGUAAGCCAGAGUGCCAUCAACACCUGAUUGAUACUGUGUCAGCUACCAGAUAGUAAGCCAGAGUGCCAUCAACACCUGAUUGACACUGUGUCAGCUACCAGACAGUAAGCCAGAGUGCCAUCAACACCUGAUUGACACUGUGUCAGCUACCAGACAGUAAGCCAGAGUGCCAUCAAAACCAGAUUGACACUGUGUCAGCUACCAGACAGUAAGCCAGAGUGCCAUCAACACCUGAUUGACACUGUAUCAACCAGGCACCAGGCAGCCAGCCAACCAGAGUGCCAUCAGUACCUGAUUGACACUGUAUCAACCAGGCACCAGGCAGCCAGCCAACCAGAGUGCCAUCAGUACCUGAUCGACACUGUGCCAGCCAGCAUGGGCGUCAAGAUUGUGGUAUUGUGGGUGAUGGUACUGAGUCUCACUGGCACUACCGUCCACGGCUCUUCUCAGGACUCGUCUGAGGAAUCUGGUGAGUCCAGCGAAGGUCACUAUAGCUUCAGCUGGACCGUCCGCCACAAGAGUAACAAGUUCGGUCACCAGGAGUCACGCGAGGGAGAGGAUACACAAGGUCAAUACUACGUUCUCCUGCCAGAUGGUCGCCUGCAGAAGGUAACUUUCACCGUCACUGGCGACUCGGGCUAUCAGCCAGUGGUCUCCUAUGUGGGUGAGGCUUUCCUCCCGGACCUGGAAGAGGAAGAGUCGGAUGAAUCUGAUGAAUCAGAGGAAAACGAACUGCCCAAUAGGAAUUUCUUCUAAAGGACCUCUUGUUGAUGAGUUGACUUCCGUGGUACACAAUAUUCCUUACAUGCGCGUUUCUAGUUUUUAAAAGUCU